Molecule: messenger RNA, 1815 nt
Organism: Cuscuta campestris
Lineage: Eukaryota; Viridiplantae; Streptophyta; Magnoliopsida; Solanales; Convolvulaceae
Source: the annotation of a GenBank genome assembly
AUAAAGAGGAGCUUCGAUUUGGAUGAGCCAUCCCGCAAUUCCUCCCUCCCCAAGAAGCUUCUGGGUCCUCUCCGGUUCAAAAUGGGUGGCAAAAACGGAAGCUUUGCCGUUCUCCUGUGCGCCGCGGCGGUGCUGCUCGCCGCUGCUCCGGCGGAGUCGGAAAUCGGAGUGAACUGGGGCACCCGCUCCCUCCACAAGAUGUCGCCGGCCACGGUGGUGGAUCUGAUCAGGGACAACGGGAUACGGAAGGUGAAGCUGUUCGAGGCGGAUCCGGAUGUGCUCGCAGCGUUGAUGGGCAGCGGGAUUGAAGUCAUGGUCGGAAUCCCAAACGAAAUGCUGGCAACCGUUGCGUCUUCUCCGUCCUCCGCGGAUCUGUGGGUUUCCCAGAAUCUGACCAGAUACAUGGUUAAAGGUGGCGUUGAUAUCAAGUAUGUUGCGGUUGGGAACGAACCUUUCCUCGCCAGUUAUUCUGGUCAGUACCAAUCCGAUGUUCUCCCGGCUAUGACAAACAUACAACAAUCUUUAGUCAAAAGAAAUCUUGCAGGGACCAUAAAGCUGGUGGUACCGUGCAACGCAGAUGCCUACGAGUCUCCCUCCUUGCCAUCACAAGGUGCCUUCCGACCCGAAUUGACCCAAAUAAUGACCCAACUUGUUUCCUUCCUCAACUCUAUAGGUUCGCCAUUCAUCGUCAACAUAUACCCAUUCCUCAGCCUCUACGGAAACUCCGACUUCCCUCAAGACUAUGCGUUCUUUGAAGGGACAACCCAUCAAGUAGUGGACGGCCCAAACAUCUAUUACAACGCCUUUGAUGGGAACUUUGACACUUUAGUAUCAGCCGUCUCUAGAAUCGGGUAUGCCCAAAUGCCCAUAGUCAUAGGGGAGGUGGGUUGGCCCACUGAAGGAGCCCUCAGUGCCAACCUAACCGCCGCAAGAGCUUUCAACCAAGGGCUAGUGAACCGUGUCCUUAGAAACCAGGGGACCCCUCUGAGGCCUGGGGUCCCUCCUAUGGACGUUUACCUUUUUAGCCUCCUCGAUGAAGACGGGAAAAGCAUUCUUCCUGGAAACUUUGAGAGACAUUGGGGAAUAUUCUCUUUCGAUGGGCAAGCAAAGUAUAAACUGGACCUGGGCAACGGUCUUUUGAAGAACGCCAAAGAAGUAAAGUAUCUUCCAUCAAGAUGGUGCAUUGUGAAACCUGAUAGAGAUCUUUCAGCUGCGGAUAACCACUUCAGGACUGCCUGUAGCUUUGCCGAUUGCACGACCCUAGACAAUGGUGGGUCGUGUAAUGGCAUUGGGCCAAAGGUAAACAUAUCUUACGCGUUUAACAGUUAUUAUCAGCUGCAAAAGCAGAAUCCUCGGAGCUGUGAUUUCGAUGGGCUUGGGAUGGUCACUUUCUUGGACCCUUCAGUCGGUGAGUGUAGGUUCCUUGUUGGGGUCACCGAUGCAAAAUCUUCAGGUUCGAGGUCACAAAGCAGGUGGGUUAUAGCCAUAUUGAUGACUUUUGGGUGUUUCUGGUUAUCUUUUAUGACCAAUGGAUUUUUCUAGCGGAGAUUGGCAAGCUCCUAAAACAUGAAAGAUACUGCACAGAGAUUAGUACAAGAUUAGAAGUCAGUUCCAGGUCUGGUUGUACAAGAUGAUGUUUGUCUGAUUGGGCAUUGAAUAGGACUAUAGAUUAUGAUUUGUGAUUUGGGAUGAACAAAAGCUAAAUUCCAGCAUGUAAAUUAUUGUAUUAUUGUAGAAUCCAAACACUAUGCAUGUUUGUCUUUUGUCCUAGACUUGAUGCAGUUUGUUGUACUGAACUAAAGAUUCAAGAUUUUG